Selaginella moellendorffii is the source of this 1301-nucleotide messenger RNA. Its product is annotated as thiosulfate/3-mercaptopyruvate sulfurtransferase 1, mitochondrial. The transcript is spliced from 12 exons. The record is from RefSeq and is a predicted model, not a curated record. Lineage: Eukaryota; Viridiplantae; Streptophyta; Lycopodiopsida; Selaginellales; Selaginellaceae. Gene Ontology annotation, biological process: transsulfuration. Gene Ontology annotation, molecular function: thiosulfate-cyanide sulfurtransferase activity. The coding region runs from base 129 to 1184 and encodes 351 amino acids. Gene Ontology annotation, cellular component: mitochondrion.
CUCGUCUUUGCAUAUGGCUACGAGCGUGAGAUGGGCCGCUGGCGCUUGGCGAGGCGCUCAUCGAUUCGGAGGUGUCUCCGCGAAUUUCCUCUCGAAGUCUUUCUUACCAUUUGCUGCUAGUGUUUGAAAUGUCGAGAUCUGACCAGGCAGCCGUAGUACCAGCUCCAUCUAGCUUGAAAAUCUCUGCUAUCGAGCAGCGUGGAUUUUUUCGGAGCUCGCGUGUGAUGGCUAGUACAUUGCAUGCUGGAAGUUCUUUUAGCGACAAGAUGAGCAUCGAGAAAUCUAAAAGCGCGAUCGUGUCUGUGGAAUGGCUUCACCAGAAUCUAAAUCUACCUCAUGUCAAGGUCUUGGACGCAUCCUGGUACAUGCCGGCUGAGCAACGCAAUCCUCUGGAAGAGUUCAAGAAGUGUCGUAUUCCGGGGGCUUUAUUCUUUGAUAUCGAUGGAAUUGUGGACGAUAAAGUGGAUCUUCCUCAUAUGCUUCCUGUGGAGACAGCCUUUGCUGCUGCUUUGUCAGCUUUGGAUCUCCAAAACACGGAUACAAUAGUUGCAUAUGAUGGAAAAGGCAUCUUCAGUUCGGCACGCGUAUGGUGGAUGUUCAGAGUUUUCGGUCACAAGAACGUCUAUGUGCUGGACGGAGGCUUACCAAAAUGGCUUGCCUCUUCUUAUCCCGUAGACUCGUCCGUCCCGGCGGGGGCCUUGUCCAAGAUUGAGGCAUCUGUUGCAGCAGUUCGAAAACCACAGGCUGGAGUUGGAGGUUUCAAAACGUCAUUCCAGCAGAGUCUGGUGUGGUCCCUAGAACAGGUGAAGAAAAAUGUCGAAGAGAGGACAUUUCAGCAUAUUGAUGCUCGCAGUAAACCAAGAUUUUAUGGUGCUGCAAGUGAGCCAAGAAAGGGUAUCCGAGCAGGUCAUGUGCCUGGAAGUAAAUGUAUACCUUUCACAGAGGUCUUGAAUCAGGAAGGAAUGCUUUUACCUAUUAAUGCUCUUCAAAAGACAUUUGAAGAUGCGGGAUUGAACCUGGAAGUUCCUGUAGUGGCAUCUUGUGGAACUGGCGUUACUGCUUGCAUCCUUGCUUUGGCCCUCUAUCAACUUGGCGUUGCCAAUGUACCUGUUUAUGAUGGCUCUUGGACGGAAUGGGGUGGUCUUCCAGACAGCGAAGUGGCGGUGGCAACAUCUUCUGCUUAGUAAGAUCACUUUCGCUUUCAGGGAACAGUUCUGUAGAACAUUUGCGGAGUGUGGAGCCUCCACAAACUAGAACUUACUGGAUCUGGAAACGGUUUUGGAAAUUGUUUCCUCUUGAAA